Messenger RNA from Amaranthus tricolor (Joseph's coat), 1817 nucleotides. RefSeq names its product probable pectate lyase 20. Lineage: Eukaryota; Viridiplantae; Streptophyta; Magnoliopsida; Caryophyllales; Amaranthaceae. Gene Ontology annotation, molecular function: pectate lyase activity. The coding region runs from base 62 to 1402 and encodes 446 amino acids. The record is from RefSeq and is a predicted model, not a curated record. The transcript is spliced from 6 exons.
CUUCCUUUCAUUCUCCCUCACCUCACAAAAAGGAGAAGAGAGAGAAAAUAGAGGUCUAGUAAUGGCGGAAGUUUCUCUAACAUCUUUUGCUCUGUUCACAUUGAUGAUUUCGUCGCUUUUCUUAACCAUUGUUAAUGGAAAAUUACAAAGCGAAAAAGAUCAAAUCGUAAAUUCAAGAGUUGAAGAACUACUUAAAAGAAUCAUGAAUUCUUCAAUGGCAUAUAGGGCCAAAGAAGCUGAAGUGAAAAACCAAGAAGCUGUUGUUGAACGACCAGAAGAGAUAAUAUCUAUGGUCUCAAGGAGCAUUACCAACAAUACAAGGAGAAAUCUAGGAUAUUUCUCAUGUGGAACGGGGAAUUUAAUUGACGACUGUUGGAGAUGCGAUCCUAAUUGGCACAAAAAUCGAAAGCACCUAGCUAAUUGCGCAAUUGGGUUUGGGCGCAACGCAAUCGGAGGUCAUGAUGGACGAUUUUACGUCGUGACCGAUCCAACGGACAAUGAUGCAGUGAACCCAAAACCUGGCACACUUCGCCAUGCUGUCAUCCAAGAUGAGCCACUUUGGAUCAUUUUUAAAAGGGACAUGGUAAUAAAAUUAAAAGAAGAACUAAUUAUGAACAGUUUUAAGACAAUAGAUGGAAGAGGAGUAAAUGUACAUAUUGCAAAUGGAGCAUGUAUUACUAUUCAAUAUAUUACUAAUAUUAUAAUACAUGGUAUUCAUAUACAUGAUUGUAAGCCAACUGGUAAUGCAAUGGUGAGAAGUUCUCCUUCACAUUAUGGGUUUAGAGGUGUUGCUGAUGGUGAUGGGAUUUCUAUUUUCGGGUCGAGUCAUAUUUGGAUUGAUCAUAACUCCCUUUCAAAUUGUGCUGAUGGACUCAUUGAUGCUAUUAUUGGAUCCACUGCUAUUACCAUUUCUAACAAUUAUUUUACGCGUCACAAUGAGGUGAUGUUGUUGGGUCACUCAGACUCGUAUGUAAAGGAUAAAGUAAUGCAAGUUACGAUUGCAUACAAUCACUUUGGAGAAGGACUUAUCCAAAGGAUGCCAAGGUGUAGACAUGGCCACUUCCACGUUGUGAACAAUGACUACACCCAUUGGCAAAUGUAUGCCAUUGGAGGGAGUGCAAAUCCCACCGUUAACAGCCAAGGAAAUAGGUACCUUGCCCCAACCAAUCGUUUUGCCAAAGAGGUGACUAAGAGGGUGAAAAGUAAAGGAAAUUGGAAAAAGUGGAACUGGAGAUCAGAAGGUGAUUUGUUUCUAAAUGGGGCCUACUUCACCCCCUCAGGCUCAGGAGCUGGUGCUAGCUACGCCAAAGCCUCUAGCUUAGCAGCCAAGCCAUCAAACCUUGUUGCUACCCUCACUGCAAGUGCUGGAGUUCUCAGUUGUCGUCACGGUCGACAAUGUUAGUCUCAUUUACCCAUAAACUUUAUUACAUUUGACAGUAUAUAAUAUAUUUAGAAACCUCAACCAAUAAUCUAAGCUUUUGAUUGAAUUGGUUAAAUUAAUUCCUUGAUCUAAACUAUCGAUCCUGAGACCUUAAUAAAAAGUUUAGGCUAAUGGUUCAAACUUUAAAAUAUAUUAUAUACUGUAACAAUAUUAGUCGUUAGCUUUCCGACCAAAUAUUUACUUGGUCGAUUGUUUGCGUCGGUAUUUAGUGAGUUUUUUGUAGUGAUUAUUCAUCAAAGGAAAAAAGGCUCCUUAUUACUUUGAUAGAAAAGAUAUUAAUGUAAAUAGUUUAUCGGACCGUUGGGUCAAACUCAUGUACUAAUGUUAAACUAUCAUUUUCGUUGAUAGAAUAAGUUGUAUUUGUAUAUUUUUUAUU